GGAGUAGUGAUUUUUAAGAGAAGGUCCCAAAAGCCAGCCCCACCACUGCGACGCCAAUAACUUUUGCUUCAUCACAAACGCUUGUGCAAAAAAAAAGGCUUUCCUUUGACACAAACGCCGACCCCCUAAAGAAUUCCGACUUCUGCCUGGCGCAAAGUCAUAAUUAAAUUCCUUACCGAAGACGAACGACGCUUGUGAUAGUUAGUCUAUUCCGAUUAUCUACCUACCGUCCUUUGUCAUUCUACAUAUCGUCGUCAAUCAUUACCUCUGCGACUAGCGAUCGGCUGCGACUGCCCCUCCACUAUCCGUUCGCCUAUUCCGUAAUAUCCUCACCACCCACGCUCACCUUCCCAACUGCUAUCUGCUAUCCCACGAAAAGGGAACUUGCGCAAUACCUAAGGUUGCCUGACUCAAGGCUUGCUGCUAUUCCUUCCUCAGAUACCGAAAUUCUACUCUCCUACCUGGAAUAUUAAAACCAUAAAUUCCAAAUCGCAAAUCGGUCAACCGUACACAUCCAAAAUCCGAAACUUGACCCUCUGUCUACGCCAAAUUUAUUCCUUCUAGUACCGUUCUCGCCAUUCAAGAUGUCGGAACAGGUCGAUCUCACCACCAUCCCUAUCUCCCCCGAAGGCGAGAGCCCAAAGGCAGAAGAGCCUGAUAGCGGCAAGUUGGUCACUGUCUUCCACGACAAGGACAACUUCAACGUCAAGCACCCUCUUCAGAACAAGUGGACAUUGUGGUUCACUAAACCCUCUAGCGGCAAGGGAGAUAACUGGAACGACCUGCUCAAGGAGGUAAUCACAUUCAACUCGGUCGAGGAGUUCUGGGGUAUUUAUAACAACAUCGCGCCGGUUUCUGACCUAGCCUUGAAAUCCGAUUACCAUUUAUUCAAAGAAGGCGUCCGACCGGAGUGGGAAGACCCCCAGAACAAGCACGGCGGCAAAUGGUCUUAUCAAUUUAAGGACAAGCGUAACGUCGACAUCAAUGACCUAUGGCUACAUACGAUGCUAGCCGCAAUCGGAGAGACCCUCGAGGAAGAGGAUGAUGGUGAGGUUAUGGGUGUUGUCGUCAACGUUCGUAAGGCCUUUUACCGUAUCGGUGUUUGGACCCGGACUAUCGGUAAGAGCAUUCCGGGCCGUGGCGACGGUGAUGUAUCUGGCGGUAAGGGACGAACCGUCGAAAAGGGCCAGAAGAUCCUAUUGGCCAUUGGCAAGCAGUUCAAGGAGAUCCUGAAGCUGCCCCCUAACGAGGUUGUCGAAUUUUCCGGUCACACCGAUUCAGCUCACAGUGGCAGUACUCGAGCUAAGGCCAAGUUUACCGUCUAAACUGUUAUAUGCCAUCUCGACAGAUAUUCUAAUACUGGGUGCUGUUGACAUGGUCUACAAUUUUGAUACUGGGAAUCGAAAACGCCUUGGCAGAAGUGAUACUAGUGGGAGGGGUCGAGUACGUUCGCCGGUCGUCUGUUACUGGCU
Daldinia vernicosa is the source of this 1472-nucleotide messenger RNA. RefSeq names its product eukaryotic translation initiation factor 4E. The coding region runs from base 585 to 1325 and encodes 246 amino acids. Gene Ontology annotation, biological process: translational initiation. Gene Ontology annotation, cellular component: cytoplasm; eukaryotic translation initiation factor 4F complex. The record is from RefSeq and is a predicted model, not a curated record. NCBI's taxonomy places the organism in Eukaryota, Fungi, Ascomycota, Sordariomycetes, Xylariales, Hypoxylaceae. Gene Ontology annotation, molecular function: translation initiation factor activity; RNA 7-methylguanosine cap binding. The transcript is spliced from 3 exons.